Peromyscus californicus insignis is the source of this 9850-nucleotide messenger RNA. RefSeq names its product AP2 associated kinase 1 (gene Aak1). NCBI's taxonomy places the organism in Eukaryota, Metazoa, Chordata, Mammalia, Rodentia, Cricetidae. The record is from RefSeq and is a predicted model, not a curated record. The coding region runs from base 372 to 3749 and encodes 1125 amino acids. The transcript has 17 exons. Gene Ontology annotation, molecular function: ATP binding; protein kinase activity. Gene Ontology annotation, biological process: protein phosphorylation.
GGCCUCAGCGCGGCGCUCGGGGAUCAGCUGGCGGGCGGGCGCCUAAGCGGCCCCGGCUCUGCGGCAGCGCCGCCUCCUCCGCGUCGCAGGCCGGCGGCCGUGGCCAUGUCGCGGGGCUGGUAGCUGGGCUCGGCGCCGGGCUGCCGCUAGUUUAAACUUAAACGAUCGCUCCCCGAGGAGGAGGGGACCCAUCGCGCGAUUGACAGUCUAUUCCUGCAGGCGCCGUCCCUCAGCCCCCACCCCACGGGCCGGAUUCCCGUGGCUCCGCUCCGAGCUGAAACCCGAGAAGAAAUCCUUAGAUCUCUUUUCUUUACAACAAAUACGAACCGAGAAACCAUCGGCAUUUUGCCUUGGCGUUUCCUAUUGGGAAGAUGAAGAAGUUUUUCGACUCCAGGCGGGAGCAGGGCAGCUCUGGCCUGGGCUCAGGCUCCAGCGGAGGAGGGGGCAGCAGCUCAGGCCUGGGCAGUGGCUACAUCGGAAGGGUCUUUGGCAUCGGGCGGCAGCAGGUCACCGUGGACGAGGUGCUGGCGGAAGGUGGAUUUGCUCUUGUCUUUCUGGUGAGAACAAGCAAUGGGGUGAAAUGUGCCUUGAAACGUAUGUUUGUCAACAAUGAGCAUGACCUCCAGGUGUGCAAGAGGGAAAUUCAGAUCAUGAGGGACCUAUCAGGGCACAAGAACAUUGUGGGCUACAUUGAUUCUAGUAUCAACAAUGUAAGCAGUGGCGACGUAUGGGAAGUUCUCAUUCUCAUGGACUUCUGCAGAGGAGGCCAGGUGGUAAACCUGAUGAACCAGCGUCUACAAACAGGCUUUACAGAGAAUGAAGUCCUGCAAAUAUUCUGUGACACCUGUGAGGCUGUUGCCCGCCUACAUCAGUGCAAAACUCCUAUUAUCCACCGGGACCUGAAGGUUGAAAAUAUCCUCUUGCAUGACCGAGGCCACUAUGUCUUGUGUGACUUUGGAAGUGCCACCAACAAAUUCCAGAACCCACAGGCCGAGGGAGUCAAUGCAGUAGAAGAUGAGAUUAAGAAAUACACAACACUGUCCUAUCGAGCUCCAGAAAUGGUCAACUUGUACAGUGGCAAAAUCAUCACUACGAAGGCAGACAUUUGGGCUCUUGGCUGUUUGUUAUAUAAAUUAUGCUACUUCACUUUGCCAUUUGGAGAGAGCCAGGUGGCAAUUUGCGAUGGAAGCUUCACAAUUCCCGAUAACUCUCGAUAUUCUCAAGACAUGCAUUGCCUUAUUAGGUAUAUGUUGGAACCAGACCCUGACAAAAGGCCGGAUAUUUACCAGGUUUCUUACUUCUCAUUUAAACUACUCAAGAAAGAAUGCCCAAUUCCAAAUGUACAGAACUCUCCCAUUCCUGCAAAACUUCCUGAACCAGUGAAAGCAAGUGAGGCAGCUGUGAAAAAGACCCAGCCAAAGGCCAGACUGACAGAUCCCAUUCCCACCACAGAGACUUCAAUCGCACCCCGCCAGAGGCCUAAGGCUGGGCAGACUCAGCCAAACCCAGGAAUCCUUCCCAUUCAGCCAGCCCUGACUCCUCGUAAGAGAGCCACCGUUCAGCCCCUACCUCAGGCUGCGGGACCCAGCAAUCAGCCUGGCCUUCUAGCCAGUGUUCCCCAACCUAAAGCCCAACCUACACCCAAUCAACCUCUUCAACAAUCUCAGCCCAAGCAGCCACAAGCUCCACCCACUCCACAGCAGGCACCUUCUAACCAGACCCAAGGUCUGCCCACCCAGGCCCAGGCCACUCCCCAGCACCAGCACCAGCUCCUCCUCAAGCAGCAGCAGCCACAGCAGCAGCAGCAGCCACAGCAGCAGACAGCACCACAACAGCCAACAGGCACCUUUUACCAGCAGCAGCAGCAACAGCAGCAGCAAGCUCAGACGCAGCAGUUUCAGGCAGCACAUCCAGCAGCCCAGCAACCAGUCACCGCUCAGUUCCCUGUGGUAUCCCAGGGAGGCUCUCAGCAACAGCUGAUACAGAACUUCUACCAGCAGCAGCAACAGCAGCAGCAGCAGCUGACUCAGCAGACUGCCCUGCAGCAGAAGACUGCUGUGGUAGUACCACAGCCUCAGGCACAGUCGGCCACAGCCCCACAGCCAGCCGCUGCCCAGGAGCCCGCGCAGAUUCAAGCUCCACCAAGACAACAGCCAAAGGUUCAGACAACUCCACCUCCAACCACCCAGGGUCAGAAAGUUGGAUCUCUCACUCCUCCAUCAUCCCCCAAAACCCAACGUGCUGGGCACAGGCGGAUUCUCAGUGAUGUAACCCACAGUGCAGUCUUUGGGGUUCCUGCCAGCAAAUCAACCCAGCUGCUCCAGGCAGCUGCAGCUGAGGCCAGUCUCAAUAAAUCUAAGUCUGCAACCACCACUCCCUCAGGCUCUCCACGGACCUCGCAGCAGAAUGUCUCCAGUGCUUCCGAAGGUUCAACAUGGAAUCCUUUUGAUGAUGACAACUUCUCCAAACUCACAGCUGAAGAGCUGCUCAACAAAGACUUUGCCAAGCUCGGGGAAGGAAAGCUUCCUGAGAAGCUGGGUGGCUCGGCGGAGAGUUUGAUCCCAGGCUUCCAGUCAACACAAGGAGAUGCUUUUGCCACUUCCUCCUUUUCUGCUGGAACUGGUCUCCAGAGAGAGCCCAGUCCUUGUCCUGUAAUUACUGUAGAGCACUUUAAAGAACCCGUGGGUGCCAAAGGCCUCGCCCUCUAUCCAGAUUCCUGCAGAGUUCCUGGAACAAAGGCCCAGAACACCUUAGAGUCUGAUUCCCUGGCCCGAGAGGGCCCUUCCAGCAAUAGCUCCUUCCAUAGCAGCGAGGAGGAGGGCACCGACCUGGAGGGGGACAUGUUGGACUGCAGCGGGUCUCGGCCUCUCCUUCUGGAGUCUGAAGAGGAGGAUGAGAGCUGCAGGCCACCCCAGGGGAAGCUGGGAGAAGCCACUCUGUUCUCCGAGUCUGGAGUGUCUGCUGAGCCAGAAAAGGGGGGACAAGGCGGGAAAAAGAGCCAGUUCUUACCAAUCAACCAGCAGGCCUCAGAUGGUCUCGGAGAGCCGGAUGUCUUUGCCACAGCACCCUUCAGGAGCUCGCUGGUUCCAGCAGAUGACAUGGACAUUUUCUCCAAAGCCCCUUUUGUCUCCAAGGGCAGUGUAGCUCCUUCCCAGACAGAGGAGAUGGAUGUGUUCUCCAGAGCUCCUUUUACCAAGAAGAGGAGUGUGGAGGAGUUACUGGCCGUGCAGGGCUCCUCACAGGAUUUGCCGAUGCAGGCUGGCCUCGGUCAGCCUGGUGAAGGGCCCCUGCUUCCAGGCCGCGAUAGAGCCGUGUACACCCCUGCCCAGGCACAGCAUCCUAUGACUGCCUUUGCACAGCAGCCUGGUCUCCCCUCCCACACUGUCCAGGUGGCAGACCAUUUUGACAGCAGCUCUCCCAGGGGAUCUCCCAUGGAAUCUGGGAGUCAUCCUAGUGACAGAAACAGAGGACUGCAGCCCCAGAAAGAAGCCUUUUCUGGGCCGGUGGCUGGCAAGCCAUUCCGCCCCCAGGCUUUAUCCAAAUAUUCCCGACACUAUAGCCCAGAAGACGAGCCAAGUCCAGAAGCCCAGCCCAUCGCUGCCUACAAGAUUGUCUCACAAAGCAAUAAGCAGCUGCUAGCUGGCUCUGUGUCUGUCACAUCUCUGUCCUCCAGGACUACAGAGCUGCCCGCCGCUGAUCCUUUUGCUUUAGCGCCCUUUCCUUCAAAGGCAGGCAAACAGAAACCCUAGGAGCAGAGAGCAGCCCGAGGCCUGCCUCCACCCACCCCACCAGCACCCAUCACACCACUCCUGGCUGGCCUUUCAGGGACUAUCCACUGUGACCCCGCAGUCACUGCCUCAGAGCAGAAUCACUUCAAGGCAACUAGUGGAGCUGCUGUGAGACUCGGCAGAAGCUCUUUAUGUUACACUUUCUGCUUUUGUUCAUGCUCAUUUCUGGGUGUCUUCCACCUGCCCCCAGAACUCUGAUUCUUUUCUGCCCAGAACCCUUUUUAAUCCAGGAAUAUUUUACCCCCAGUUCACAGGGGCUGUAUUGCACCACAGCUUGGAAUGCCUGCAGCUCCUGUUGGGAGUCACUUGAACCCAAGAGUCAGGAUGAAUCCCUCCAGGACUCUACAGUACUCUUGGAACAGAGAGAUUUCCCGAUAAAAAGAGCAAUAUCAGUCUCCUGCACAUCUGAAGAAGUUAAUCCUUCAGCCUCUCAUCAUUCAUUCCUGUGGAGCCAGCAGCUCUCAAAGGAUUCUGGGAUCUGUCACUGAGUCUGUAUGAGCCAAGCUGGCCCUUGUGCACAAGUGUCUGGGUGCAUGGUAUGGGUCAGAGUCUCUGUCAUGUAAAAGAGCACACAGGUGGGAAAAGCUCACUUUGCCCUCCCAUAGUCUCCUUUUUAGACUAGUAUGGAUACAUGCGUGUGCAUGCAUACAAGAAACCUUUUUCCUCCGAGGGAAACCACCAUGCCUACCUCCGUUAUCAAAUCAUUUUCUUGUGUUUGCCUGUUGACCUGACUUGAUUUUUUUUCUCAUGGUAAAAUUGAAGUUGUUGGACUGUAUGGGGCAAUCCUGUUGGAACUGAGGUUUCAGAGUGAGUUUUUAAAAUUCCAUUUACCUAGUUUUAAAAAAAUCAAAAUUUCAAAACUGGACAUGGUAGUUCAUGUCUAUAAUACAAGCUCUUGGAAAGCUGAAACAGGAGGUUUACCACAAGUUAGAGACUAGCCUGGGUUUAAUACUGAAGUCCAGGCUACCAUAUCUCCUCCAACCCAAAAAAGUCACUGGUCCUUCUGUUUCCCCUAGCAAUAGGGGAAGAGCAUCUUUAGCAUUCCAGUCGAUGGGAAUCCUUCCAGGGCUCCAUUGUAUGAAAUCAAAUUAUGAAAUUAAUUAAUCAGGAACCUAAAACAAGCCAGGUUUGCCUGUUUUUUCCCUCAAAUUCUUACCCAUACACCUCUGUUACCUCUUGAGUGGAUACAAACCUGAAACCUAGAAGUAGGUUGGAAAUGAAAAAGAGCUGGUCAGCUGUUCUUGCAGAUCUGUAAAUUAUCUGUUCCGUUCAGAUGGUAAAGUAGAACAGACAGGUGACUGGCUGGGUUUUCACAAGUGUGUUUUUAUUUCUGGAAAGCACUGACUCAUUUCUAGUGUUUUCAUAGCCUUCAUUUUUAGUGCCUUAAAAAAACAAAACAAAACAAAACAAACAAACAAAAAAAACCUCACGACUCCAUGGGGAGGUUUCUGUUGAGGAAGUUGAGUUUAAUGGAAAGAGUCUGCACCAAACUCAGGGUGCAUGCUUACAGCUUCUAGCAUACAGUUCCUCCACUUACUUGGGAAAGUUUGGAGAGUUGUGCAUCAAGCUACAUUAGUGACAGAAAAAUUACUAGAAGCCAGGCAUGCUAGCACACUCCUGUAAGCAGGGCACUUGGGAGGUACAGAAAGAAGGGGUUCAAGGCCAGCCUAGACUGUAUGAGACACUGUCCCAAAAAAUAAUUACUGAAAAAUUAUCCAUUAAUGAGGCUUAAAUGCCAGACUGCACUUGCAAUCAAUUAGUUGUAAUGUUCUUUAAAUUUGCAAGUCAGGGUUUGGGUGCACAACUGAGUGGAAGAAUACAUGCUUUGCAUGCACCAUGCCCCGGGUUCUGUCCUUGGCACACACAAAAAUAAAUAAUAAAACCCAGGACUCUUGACAGUAAUGUAAGAAUGGUUACUUUUGGCCUGGUAUGGUGAUAUGCACCUUGACUCCAGAACUUUUGAAGCAGAGACAGGUGGAUCUCUAUGAGUUUGAGGCCAGCCUUGUCUACAUAGCAAGUUCCAAGCCAACCAGUGAGUGAAAGCCUAUCUUGAGAGGGAGAAAGGGAGCUAUUUUUCAGUACUUUUCUUUUUGGUAUUCUCCACCUGUUUAAAUAAAAGGCAGUAUGUACACGUGCGCCUCCCCCCCCCCCCCCAUCAGUGGUUGCCAAAUGAGGGCUCCACUCCAUCAGAAACCUGCCUUUCACUUCAGUAAAGGCUAACUAUUCUCUCUAGGAAUUUGCUUUCUCAUAGUUAUUAGUUUUGAAUUUUUUGUAUACUAGUGGAUACAAACUGGUUUUUCUGUUAAAUGAGUAGUUUGGUUAAUGUACAUGGAACUUUGCAACCAAACUUCCCAUGCUUGUUGUCAGGUGAAGUCCUCCAAGGCAUGUGCAAAAAGGAUGGAAAUGUUCGGACAGAGUCCUCACUUGAUAUCACAAGCUCUUGCCAGGUUGCAGCAAAUACCUGUAGUCUCAGCUACUUAAAAGACUGAGGCAGAAGGACAGCUUGAGUCCAGGAUCUCAAGGCCAGCUUUGGCAACAUACAAGGACCCAUUGCUUGAAUAGAAAUUUCAGAAUGCAAGGUCAACGAGCUCCAUAACAGUGCUACAAACUGUUCUAACUUUGAUUACUGUAUCACUCCAUCUAAUCCGUCACUUUAAUUCACAAGGUUUUAAUUCAUUUAAUUCAAAUUAGAGUAAAAUCAUGGACUCUUUAUUUUAUAUAGUUGAAUCAUUUGUGAAGUGGGGGGCUUUCGGGCCUUUUUUCAUCUACUGAGUGGAAAGUCUGUCUACCAUCUUUGAAUCGGGAAUGAAUGUGACCACAUGCAGAUUGUUUUGGUUUUUUCUUAUGUAGCAGUUUGUGAAGGAAAUCUGACAAGAGAUUAGCCAGCAGAUGAGUUCUGAAGGAGAUACUGUGGAAGAGUCUGGAUACAGGAUCAGUGUGUACUUUAGUGAUCAGGUGUCCUGAGUGGAAAUCUGGAAAAGUUUGUUUUACAGGGAAUUAGGGGUGCUUAAAGUCUAUGAACCAAUACCAAGUUUCUAGUGACCAUCCUCUAAAAGUUUAAUAAUAAGGAAAAGGAAUCAUUGUCAAAGUACUGCACUUUGUUUUCAUUUCUGCUUGUGCUGGCCACUUUGUAUAUUUUUCAUAGGAAACAGGAAAUUUUGAACUUUUGACUCAGAAAGAGAUGAGUCAGAAUGUCCUUAGACAAAGCCUUAAACCGUAUCAUGUACUGAUGAACUCCUGAAUGAUGUGUGAGGCUAGCUGGCCCUCGCUUCCUCCCGUUAGUUGACUAAUGAGCACUGUUAACAGAGUUAACUUAUGUGUGAUGGAAAUUGUCUCAUCAGUUUUUUAAGCUUACAAUACAGCUCUUUUGCGCCAAACCCAUGUUAGCGCCAAAAUAAAAUGAAAUAGUGAAAUGAACAUCUGGGGCAGGUACACCUAUGAUCCCAAUACUUAGGAGGCUGAGGCAAAAGAAUUGUGAAUUCAAAUCAAGACCAGCCUGAGAAGCUUAGCAAGAUCUUAAUAUUAAAAUUUAAAGAGGGUUGGUUAUGUAGUUAGGUGAUAAAAUGCUUACAUAGCAUGUGCAACCACUGGAUUUAAUUAACUCCAAUACUGGGAGACAGAGGGCACACAGAUGGUUCCAUCAUGUGAUGGUGAGCAAUCUAGCCAUGAAAAUGAACAGAACUUGGUGCUGAAAGCAGAUUUUAGUUCAUACAGGCUGUUUUGUCUUGGCUCACUAAUGGGGUUGAAGACCUAUUUACUGGUGCAUGCCCCAGCAUGUGUGUGUGUGUGUGUGUGUGUGUGUGUGUGUGUGUGUGUGUGUACACAUGUGCUAACUAAUCCAUGUCCUGUCUCAGUUUCAUCUGGCAACUGAGAUCUUUUAAAUGUUCAAAAAAAAAUGCUGUCUUUCUGGCCUGGUGUAUAUUUAUUAAGUGUUGGACCAUGUGCUUGUCAGUGUUUUCAGUUGCUCUUCACUGGUGCAUAAAGUGUUAGAGUGAUUUGAUGAUAAGAAAUCUGUAUUUUUAUUCUGUAGAUGAAAAGAAUCAGAACGUGUAUCAAAUUGUAUGAUAUGUAUACAUUACUUCAAAUAGGAAACUUAAGUGGGAAGUUGGGGAGCAGGAGAUGCAGUGCCCUUCCCAGCAGGACCGAGGCCACUUCCAGUGGAGUCCAUUUGGGUCCCUCAAAUGUUAAGAAAUGUUGCUCCCUGCUGUGUCUUUCACAUUCAGACUUUUGAGCACAUCCCAGUCAACUCCAAAACAGCUGCUGGUCACAGCAUUUUUAUCAGAAUCAAACUUCUUUUGAUGAAAGGUAGUUUGCAGGAGGACAGGGGUAGAAGGCAAGAGCACCCUACCACUUUCCAUGGCCACCCUGUUUUCCAGCUGUCCAGUGCUUGCCUAAAAGAGUAAACACUGGGAAUUGUAAGUGAAAUUAUGUCAUUUGAGUGAUAGCCUUUGUCAAUCAAUAUUUGUUUUGGUCUAACCACCAGAACACUUGAAAACUUAAUAGAAAUUUCACUAAAGAAAAGUUUCAAAAUGCUUAAAAAUAAAAAGUAGUGUCUAGUUGUUUCUGUUCUGUCCCAGAGUUCUUUGUGUGCCCCCCCCCCAUUCCUAAUCCCCCUUAAUUUCCUCCCUCAACAUUCUCUUGUUUUGACCAGACCAAUAAAUUGGUGGUGAACUGUCAUUCUAGCUUAUGGUUGUUUCCCUUACUACUGUAAAAUUUCAUUUUAGGAUUCAGGCCAGCCUUGACAAUCUAACAAUGAAAUGAUUCACCCUCCCCUAGAAUAAAGGACAGAGGAGAGUUGGCAGGCCCCAGCUUUCCUCUGUGGAGAUGUAACCAGAGAGCACUCUCCACCCUGAUCCUACAUGGCUCUAGAAUGAAUAUAUAUGUGAGAGGACUCUAGAAUAGCAAAAAUAGCUAAGUGCUGGCCAUGGGGACACAUGCCUGUAAUGAGGCAAGAGGUUCACUAUGAAUUUGAGGCCUGCUUGGGCUACAUAGCAAGACCUUGUCUCAAAACACACACACACAAAAGGCUAAAUAUUACCUACAUGUGUUUUAGGCCAAAGUUUCUGUAACUUGUAAUUCCAUGUGUUUUUUCAGCUGUAUUUCAGCAAGUGUUACACAGUUCUGAGUUGAUAGUAAACAUUACCUGUGCUGCCUUGUGAUGGAACCAUGUGUCUAUACUCCAAAAAGGGUCAGAUUCCUUUUGGAAAGGAAUUUCAGAAAGGACUUUUCAACAUCAGUCAAGAAUAGAUCAGGGUUGGCUGAUAGCACAUACUUAGACUGUGUGGGGACCGUGUCCAGUCUCCAGCACUUUCACUUUGAGGUAAUGGGAGACAGUGAAAUUGUUUCCUUCAGAAAUGGUAGCCUGCUGUGUUCUGCGAGUCUCUACCAAAGAUGCUUUGUAUGAAGAGUUUCUCAGCGUCUGUGUGCAAACAUGCAUCCUCCUGCUUCCUUUGUGGUGGUAACCCCAGCCCUUCCAGUUAAUCAUCUGAAGAGGACUUGGGAGGGACCACAGGCAGCUGGCACCAGUAACUCAGUUCCCUUUGCCAAAACCUCCGAAUUUAGCAUUGGAGUUGUUUGCCUCUGUGGUGAGGGAAUUGACUAGCCAUUGCUUCAGCCUCCUUCCCAAGUAAGCGCCUUCUUGUGGUUGGCACUGGGAGGACAGUGGUGACCUGCAUCACAGGGCCUGAAGAUGUUAUUUUGAAUGGAACAUUUGAUGUCACCUUUAGGGAAUAGAAACCAAAUAGCAGAGGCCUAGGACCAUUCCUAUUGCGAGGAGGGAAGAUGAGCACCCUCUGCUGGCAGUAUUUGGAGUUGAUUGAGGAUCUGUAAGCAGCCUGGAAGGAGUGCUGAGGUCAGCAGGCCUCAGGAAUCCUUAACAUGCAAACAAUCUUGGGGAAACCAGAAGGUCAUUCUUAGCAGUUUUUGUAAUACCUCUCAUUGCAGGCUGUUAGAUUAUGUUGUUCACUCUGGGUGUGAUCUGUCAUAUGUAUCUGAUAGUUGUUAUGGAUAAUUGUUUGGGUUGUAAACUCCUAUACUCUAUUAAAAUGAACCUAAUUAAGUGA